UUGAGGAAGACAACUUGUCGAGGUAUGUCACAACAAUAUAUUUACCCAAACCCCACGCCACUUUCUCGCACGAGAAUCUUUUUUCUCUCGCCGUCCAUCGAACACCCGGAAACUCGAGAACUGACAAGAUGAUCUCUACAGGCCUUCGUCAAGAUGCAGAUCUUCGUCAAGACCCUCACGGGUAAAACCAUCACCCUUGAGGUUGAGUCUUCGGACACCAUUGACAAUGUCAAGUCCAAGAUCCAGGACAAGGAGGGAAUCCCCCCCGACCAACAGCGUUUGAUCUUCGCCGGCAAGCAGCUUGAGGACGGCCGUACUCUUUCUGACUACAACAUUCAGAAGGAGUCCACCCUUCACUUGGUUCUCCGUCUGCGUGGUGGUGGCAAGAAGCGCAAGAAGAAGGUCUACACCACUCCCAAGAAGAUCAAGCACAAGCGCAAGAAGACCAAACUCGCUGUGCUCAAGUACUACAAGGUUGAUGGUGAUGGCAAGAUUGAGCGUCUCCGCCGUGAAUGCCCCUCUGCCGAGUGCGGUGCCGGUGUCUUCAUGGCUGCCAUGCACAACCGUCAGUACUGCGGCAAGUGCCACCUUACCUACGUUUUCGACGAGUCCAAGUAAAUGUUACGAUCAAGUGAUAUAUUCAGGAUGAUAGGUUAUAGUGGCUUCAAAUAGAAAGAGACCAAU
Talaromyces proteolyticus is the source of this 684-nucleotide messenger RNA. RefSeq names its product putative ubiquitin-40S ribosomal protein S31 fusion protein. The record is from RefSeq and is a predicted model, not a curated record. The coding region runs from base 154 to 618 and encodes 154 amino acids. Gene Ontology annotation, cellular component: cytoplasm; nucleus; ribosome. The transcript is spliced from 3 exons. Gene Ontology annotation, molecular function: ubiquitin protein ligase binding; protein tag activity; structural constituent of ribosome. Lineage: Eukaryota; Fungi; Ascomycota; Eurotiomycetes; Eurotiales; Trichocomaceae. Gene Ontology annotation, biological process: protein ubiquitination; modification-dependent protein catabolic process; translation.